Messenger RNA from Lactuca sativa (garden lettuce), 2013 nucleotides. RefSeq names its product DNAse I-like superfamily protein. Gene Ontology annotation, biological process: GPI anchor biosynthetic process. Gene Ontology annotation, molecular function: catalytic activity. Gene Ontology annotation, cellular component: endoplasmic reticulum. Lineage: Eukaryota; Viridiplantae; Streptophyta; Magnoliopsida; Asterales; Asteraceae. The record is from RefSeq and is a predicted model, not a curated record.
UCCGAGAAGACUCUCCCUUCAUUAAAACCUUUUCUGCGCCUCUCUCACUACUAAUAACAAACCUACAAACAAACAAACAUCAAACCGAACUAAAUUUCCCAAUUCCUUAAACAACUCAUUCCACUCUUAGAUACCCACAAAAAUCACUUCUUCAACUAUUGAUUAUCAUCAAAGAUUUCAGUUUUUCAAUCAAGAACUGAAAGGAGGAAUCAGAGCCCUCAAGUAGGGUGAAGUUUCCUCUUGAAAAAUGCUUAGUAUCUUCAACAAAAACCUCCGGCGACUCUGCUCAAAGUUCCGGUGGCCGGUGCGCCGCCGUUCAAAACCGAAAGUCAUUAUCAAAAGGUUCGGGAAAUCUAAUUCCAGAACUCAAGAUAUAUCAAACACAAAUGGGUCAGCCACAAUUCAUCCAAAUAAUCAUUUGGGGAAAUCAGAAACCCCAAUCCGAAUCGCAACUUUUAAUGCCGCUUUGUUCUCCAUGGCACCAGCAGUUCCAGAGUUGACUGAAAAAGCUUCAAGCUUUGACUAUGGCGAAGACGAACAAGAUUACAGUAGUAGGGUACCAUCAAAUUGCUCUGUUUCUUACACCAAUUCAAGAUCAAAAUCAAUGAUUGAUCGUCCCAAAAGUAUAUUAAAGCAAUCACCAUUGCAUUCAAGCAGCUCCAUGAGCAGUUCAGAAACUGUAUCAAAACAGCAGAAAUUCGCAAAAUCAAAGCUAAGAGUUUCAAUCAAUUUACCCGACAACGAGAUCUCACUGAAGCGAAGUGGGCAGUUAAGCUUCGCCAUAGACGAAACGGAAGAAGGCCCGAGUUCAAAAACUAUUAAUUCGAAGGGUAUAAGUAGGAUUUUAAAAGGGAAAGGUGUUUUAAGAUCACAAAACAGUUUUUCUUCAAAAGAAUCUGAAAAUCAAAGAGGGAAAGGUUAUAGGUCAACGAAAACUGUUCUUGAAGUUUUGAAAGAAUUGGAUGCAGAUAUAUUAGCUUUACAGGAUGUUAAAGCAGAAGAAGAGAAAGAUAUGAAGCCAUUAUCGGAUUUGGCUGCUGCUUUGGGCAUGAAUUAUGUUUUUGCCGAGAGUUGGGCACCGGAAUACGGCAACGCGGUUUUAUCAAAAUGGCCGAUUAAACGAUCCAAAGUUCAAAAGAUUUUUGAUGAUUCCGAUUUCAGGAACGUAUUAAAGGCAACAAUUGAUGUUCCACAAACUGGAGAAGUUGAUUUCCACUGUACACUUCUUGAUCAUCUUGACGAAAAAUGGCGUAUGAAGCAGAUAAAUGCCAUUAUUGAAUCUAAUGAGAGACCACAUAUUUUAGCCGGAGGUAUCAACUCUCUUGAUGAAACUGAUUACUCACCCGAAAGAUGGACAGACAUUGUAAAGUAUUAUGAAGAAAUGGGAAAACCGACACCAAAAGUUGAAGUGAUGAAGUACUUGAAGAACAAACAAUACACCGACGCUAAGGACUUUGCAGGAGAAUAUGAAUCGGUAGUCAUCAUCGCGAAAGGCCAAAAUGUACAAGGCACGUGUAAGUAUGGUACAAGGGUAGAUUACAUAUUGGUGUCACCCGACUCUCCAUAUAAAUUUGUUCCGGGUUCAUAUAUGGUUUUAUCAUCAAAAGGUACUUCUGACCAUCAUAUAGUCAAAGUCGAUGUAACAAAGGUAGAGGUGCCACCUCCACAACAAUACGUUAGAUCAAGGCAUCAUCGACAUUCUAAACAAAAAGUUGUGAAAAUAACAAAUUCUAAUUCAUCAAAAGGUGUAUGGAAGAUGCAAACGUUAGAUAGAUCAUAGAUAUAUAGAUAAAUUAAUAUUGAGAUAGUUACUAUAUUACUAUUAUAUACAUAUAUUUGUUCUUCUUUCUUUUUGAGUUGAAAUACGCUUUGGUAUGUGAUUUACACUUUUACAGGAGAGUAACUUGUCCAUGUAAAAAUUUGAUGCAUUUGUGUAGUUUGAUUACGUAUUGUGAACUGUGAGCGACUUUUGAUAUAUUAUAUGAUAUGAUAAAAGAUUUAUUCUCAAGUCAA